AUCGUUGUCCGCCAAGUUCAACUCCAGUACACAAGUUCCACAACACGCAUCUCUUCACCCAUGCUCUUCUGCUCGCCAUGAGUUCUGACAAUUCCCGUGGAGACAUUUCGAUUCCUUUGCGAAACCUUCUGAAUUCCAUAAGGUGUAUUCGGGAUCGAGUAAGAGAUGGGGAGUCCAAUGAAUCAGACAGCGAGGAGUUUGACCUCUCCAACUUCUGGGACACAAUGAACCAAGCAGUGAAGGCUGUCUCUCAGGAGGCGACCAAACUCAGCCUGGCCUUCUCCACCCCACCCCCACCCCCCCAGCAGACGGGAAACAACUUGUCAGAGUCACUCCAGAAGAGCAUUCUGACCAUGUCCACAGUCUACUACUGGCUUCCCAAGAGUCAAGGUCUCAGUCUGAGGCGUGCGGUCCGAGACGCCAGCGUGGAGGUUCUGGAGGGAGUGGGUCAGCUGGUGGAGGUCAUCCUGGCAUCUCCACUGCAGAGUCUGUCUCAGGAGCAGUUGACCUCUACAGGGGGGGUGUGGUCUGCCUGCGACCGCUUCCCAUCGCUGCCUCGAGAUAAUAAGGCAGCUGUGAUGCUUGCCCUGUCUGCGCAUAUCGGAGUAGUAAAGGAUGCGAUUGAAGAGAUUGAACAGGCCCUAUUGGAGGAGGAGGACCCCUUCAGCGACCUCCUGGGGGACCUGGACGAGGAGGAAGAGCCCCGGGGGAACCAGGACACCUAUUGGUCGGAGCGGGACCGGCGUGUGAUUGGCCCGUGCCAGGGGCUGAUGAAGGCAUCUGGGGCAUGUCUCAGGAAGCUGUCAUCGGCGGUCAGAACCAAUGGAGACGCUGGAUCAGCUCAAAACCGAGCUCAGCUAGACGACCUGGAGGAGCUGAGCAAGGACGUCAGCCCCCGUAUGGACGACCUAGCACUGUGUCUUUAUCCACCAAUGGAGUACUCGGGAGUGGAAAGCAACGCAUCCAAAUUGGCAGCCUUGUUAAAGAAAAAACUCGGAGUCAUCAGGUCCAGUCAUGUGUGUGGGGAGUCUGAGCUGACAUGGGUUCAGUUCCUAGAAGCAGCUGUAGAUCAUAACCUGCAGAAGGCUAAAGACCUCAUGCAGUCUGACCCCUGAGUCCGGUGUGUGUGUGUGUGUGUGCGUGCGCGUGUGUGUGCGUGUGUUGGGAUGUGUCUGUGGGUUUGGUUGUGUUCUUGUUCUUGUCAUGAUGUAACUCAACUUGAUGGCUUGCAAUUACGAAUUUUCACAGCAAAGCCAUCGGUAAACACACGUAAAAUCACUGUGCUGCUGUGCCAUAACCAGAACAGGAACAUGUCAAAGCAGUCAUGUUUGUCAGUUUGUAAGCAAAGAUGGAGAUAAUUCACGGCUUUUCUCAACUCAGAGAACUGUCAAUCAAACAUUAAAACUUUAGGUCAGUUGUUCCACCAGGUUGUUGUACUUACUUAACAUUUGUUUAUAAUGAAAUUAUUAAUAAACCAUGAAACCCGUUCAUGCUCAAAACCCUGUUCAGUAUAUACAGUGUAUAUAUGUAUAUAUAUAUAUAUAUUAUAUUAGUAUUUUAGAGGACUAUUAACCAAUGUUUUAAAUACAGACAUUUAGUUUUGGUUUCCCAACAAUAACUAGUUAUUAUGAAUAACAUAUUUGAAUGCAGUUUGGAUAUGAAUUAUGUACUGCGUAUCCUGACUGAGGUAUUAAUAGUUAUAUACUAGAUAUCCUGACUAUGAGGUGGUCAGAGUUAUAAUAGAGUUACUAUAUGUACCCGGACUUUGAAUAUGAGAUGUACUACCGUAUCCUGACUAAGAGGUAUUACUAGAGUUAUGUUCUACAGUACCCAUACUAAGGUUUGAAUAUGUGUUAUGUACUAAGUAUACUGACUGAGGUAUUCAUAGUUAUUUACUACAGUACCCUGACUAUGAGGUAUUAAUAGAGUUCUAUACUAGAUAUACUGACUGAAGUAUUAAUAGUUGUGUACUACAGUAUCCUGACUACGAGAAAGGAAUAGAGUUAUGUACUACAUAUACUGACUGAGGUAUUAAUAGAGUUAUGUACUACAGUACCCUGACCGAGGUUUGAAUAUGAGUUAUAUACUACAUACGGACUGAGGUAUUCAUAGAGUUAUGUACUACAAUACCCUGAUUGAGGUUUGAAUACAAGCCAUCCAGGUAAACGGGACUUGGUAGUGUUGAUACGGUAAAUACCUCACACUUGAUUGGCUGAGAACAAACACAACAUUCAAUUUUAGAACAGGCAGGCCUAGUUUAACAAUAACGAUAUGCAAGGCAAAUUUAUACAGCAACCAUUCAAACUGAGAAGCCACCCACAAAGGCUUUACACAAAUAGACAAUAACAUUUUGAACAUUAUCAAAAAAUAACUAAAUAAAUGUUGAUCAGGGAGUAAAAUCUGAGGAAAUAGUUGAUGUAUCAAGCUUCCAGUUUAUAAUUCGAUUCAUUAAUUGGUUUAUUUCUGAAUCUUGACAUCAUUGCCUUAAAUGAUGCCAAGUAUGUAUGGUAUUGUAAGACUAUUUUAUAUCACAUAACACAUGAAGAACACCUGUUUUCAUUGUAGUGACUAUGGUGCUCUGGACCAGAUCUCUGCAUAUCCAAUCAGAGACUCCACAAUGUCAAUGGUGGUGGAGUGGUGGAGGCUGUUCCCCAUUAAAACCCAUAUUUGGUGCAGCCUGGUUAACCUUAAACCUAUCUGGUUGGUUGUGAGUCCCCUAAUGUUAACAUACUCCCUUUCCUGGGUAAAUGGUUACAUUGUGUUCUGCUUUUGCGUCUCUUGAGUUCUACUUUCCUUCUCUGACUUAUGGCAUGUCUGGGGGGAAUAAGGUACCAACUGAAGUUAUGGCUUGUUUAAACAUGUAUUCUUUAAAUGUGUGUUUGCAGAGGGAGGAAAAUUUGGUGCUGAGGAAGAAAAGCCAGAAGCUGUCACCUUGAGUCAUUUGGGGAAGUGGCGGGAGUGUAGCUUCCACCGCUCUGGGUGAUUUUAACGCCAAUGAUUGGUUGACAUGAUUGUUGAGUAUUGAGCAGGUUCAUGAGUAUUUACUUUUCCCAGGGAAUGAUUUAUUUAACAUUUGACAGACAUCUCCACAAUACAUGAAUAAACGGCAAAUCGAUCAUUCCUCAGAUUAAUUCUUCAGUAGUUAUUUAAAUCUAUUGACACACACAUCAAAAUUAUUCAUAAAUCAGAUUGCAUGGCAGGAGGAAUAAGAUAAUAAUUUAAAAACAAAUCUUAUUUUCUUCAUGGGAUGAUGCUUCAAAAAUAUGAUGUUUCAAAAAGAAAAAGCUUGCAAUGCAACAGUUCUGGUUGUUCAUUGUCAUUAUCUAAACCAAUGAAAUAACAGAAAGAAGUCACCACUGCAGCAGUGGGCGGAGUUAUCUUGGAUAUAACCUAUGUCCCAGGUUUCAUCCAGGUAAGCUCACAGGAUGAAUCCCCAUGAUGACUGAACAGAGAGUAGAAUAACUUUAGUGUCUGAGUCUGACAUUCCCUUGUUGCGUCUUAAUUUUCCGGUUAACCUGUAAAUCCAGCUUCUUGAAACCCCUGGCCAAUCCUGUUUGUAGUCAUUUCAUCCCACUUCUGCAGCACACUCAGCCACACUGCCAGACACCUUCUUGUUCACUGAUCACACAGCAUGGAUCUCCGUAAGUAAUACAACUCUACAUAUGUCUGUCUGUUGGUGUCUGUCCUUUUAUCUGUCUUUAGGUCCCUCUGUGUCUGUCUGUCAACCCUUCUUUCUGUGUUUCAUUCCCUCUGUCUACCUUUCAGUUUGUUGGUCUUUAGUUCACUCUGUGUCUGUGUACCCUUCUGUCUGUCUGUCUUUUGUUCACCCUGUGUCUGUGUGUCUACCCUUCUGUCUGUCUGACUUUUGUGCACUCUGUCUACUAACCUUCUGUCUGCCUUCUCUGUUUUGGUCGGUUGGUUUUUGUCUCGCUGUCUGUAUACAUGUUUACAUAUGUACAAUCUUUCAGGUACAUACACGUGUAGUUACAUACUUCUAUGAAUGAAUGCACACAUGAAUGCAGGUUUUGUUGGUGUUUGAUUACACAAUGAUUUUCUGGCAGUAGUUUGGGUACUUGCUUCCAAGUCACGAAAUAACAAGUAGAAGGAGCCUGAAAAAAAACAGAAAGAGGGUG
Molecule: messenger RNA, 4133 nt
Organism: Gadus chalcogrammus (walleye pollock)
Lineage: Eukaryota; Metazoa; Chordata; Actinopteri; Gadiformes; Gadidae
Gene: ccndbp1
Product: cyclin D-type binding-protein 1
Exons: 11
Coding region: 78-1115 (345 amino acids)
Biological process (GO): regulation of cell cycle
Cellular component (GO): nucleus
Source: RefSeq, a predicted model, not a curated record